Molecule: messenger RNA, 927 nt
Organism: Sordaria macrospora k-hell
Lineage: Eukaryota; Fungi; Ascomycota; Sordariomycetes; Sordariales; Sordariaceae
Biological process (GO): purine nucleobase catabolic process; urate catabolic process
Cellular component (GO): peroxisome
Molecular function (GO): urate oxidase activity
Source: RefSeq, a predicted model, not a curated record
AUGCUUCCACAUAGGCCAAAAACCAACAACAACAACACCAUGGCUCGCCUUUCUGCUGCUCGCUACGGCAAGGACAAUGUCCGUGUCUACAAGGUCCACAAGGAUGAGAAGACCGGCCAGCAGUCCGUCACCGAGAUGACCGUCUGCUGCCUUCUCGAGGGCCAGAUCGAGACUUCCUACACCGAGGCCGACAACAGCGUGGUUGUCGCUACCGACUCCAUCAAGAACACCAUCUACAUCAAGGCCAAGGAGCACCCCGUCAACCCUCCCGAGCUGUACGCCAGCAUCCUGGGCCAGCACUUCCUCGACAAAUACGCCCACAUCACGGCCGCCCACAUCGACAUCACCGUCCACCGCUGGACGCGCAUGGUCAUCGACGGCCAGCCCCACCCCCACAGCUUCCUGCGUGACGGCCAGGAGACCCGCAACGUCGAGGCCACGGUCACGCGGGACGGCAUCGCCAUCAAGAGCGGCAUCGUCGGCCUCCAGGUGCUCAAGAGCACCGGCUCCGCCUUCCACGGCUUCGUCCGUGACGAGUUUACCACCCUCAAGGAGACGUGGGACCGCAUCCUCUCGACCGACGUGGACGCCGGCUGGACCUGGCAGAAGUUCGCCAACCUGGCGGCCGUGCAGGAGGGCGUCGAGCGCUUCGACGCCGCGUGGGAGGCCGCCCGCAACAUCACGCUCAAGACCUUUGCCGAGGACGAGUCGGCGUCGGUCCAAAACACCAUGUACAAGAUGUGCGAGCAGAUCUUGGAUGCGGUGCCCGAGGCCGACAAGACCAACUAUUCGCUGCCCAACAAGCACUACUUUGAAGUUGACCUCAGCUGGCACAAGGGCCUCCAGAACACCGGCAAGGACGCCGAGGUGUUUGCUCCCCAGUCUGGUCCCAACGGUCUCAUCAAGUGCGAGGUCUCUCGCUCGUAA